GGUAUCGCUCACCAUCAGACACCGAGAGUCACCGGUACCCGACGCACAUAGACUACGCCAUCCGUCAAACUGCCGCUUUUGGGAGGGUUGUCUGCGAGAAACAACAUGGAGGACCGAGUGGCUUUACUGCUGCUAGCGCUGGCGACUUCGGCUCUGACCGCUGAGGUGCCCACUGAUGUGUCCAUGGGUCUUCUGGCUGAGCCUCAGGUGGCAAUGUUUUGUAGUAAACUCAACAUGCACAUCAACGUGCAGACUGGCAAGUGGGAACAAGACCCUUCUGCUACCAAGAGCUGCAUCGCCACUAAAGAGGGCAUCCUGCAAUACUGCCAAGAGGUCUAUCCGGAGCUCCAGAUUACAAAUGUGGUGGAGGCCAACCAACCAGUCAGCAUCCAGAACUGGUGCAAGAAGGGACGCAAGCACUGCCGUGGUCACAUGCACAUUGUGGUGCCUUACCGCUGCCUGGUGGGGGAGUUUGUGAGUGACGCACUGCUGGUCCCCGAUAAGUGCAAAUUCCUGCAUCAGGAGCGAAUGGACCAAUGUGAGAGUCACCUGCACUGGCACACCGUCGCCAAAGAGUCCUGCGGCGAUCGAACCAUGAAUCUCCAUGACUAUGGCAUGUUGCUGCCAUGUGGCAUCGACCGCUUCCGUGGUGUGGAGUUUGUGUGCUGCCCAACUGAGGCACCGCGUGACACAGACAGCGCUGAGCAGGAUGCAGAUGACUCGGAUGUUUGGUGGGGAGGAGCUGAGACCGACUACUCGGAUAACAGUAUGGUGCGAGAUCCGGAGCCAGUGGAGCAGCAAGAGGAAAGCCGGCCAUCUGUAGUUGCGCAGGAGCCACAGCAGCAGGAGGUGGUUGUGACUGAGGAUGACGAGGAGGAAGAGGACCUUCUGGAUAAUGACCAGGAUGGUGAUGGGGAGGAAGAUGAGGAGGCUGUGGAGGAGGAGGAGGAGGAGGAUGACGACGAGACUGAAGACGAUGAGAACAUUAUUGAUACAUUCGAUGAUGAUGAUGAUGACGACGAUGAUGAGCCAACCACAAACAUUGCCAUGACGACCACCACCACCACCACAACUGAGUCUGUGGAGGAGGUUGUCAGGGAUGUGUGCUGGGCCAAUGCUGAGACCGGCCCAUGUCGGGCCAUGUUCUCCCGCUGGUACUUUGACCGCCAGGAAGGCCGCUGCGUUCAGUUUAUCUACGGUGGCUGCGGAGGGAACAGGAAUAAUUUUGAGUCAGAGGAGUACUGCAUGUCUGUGUGCAGGAGCGUCAUCCCCACUGCCACGCCCAGUUCCCCUGACGCCGUGGACCACUACCUGGAGACUCCAGCUGACGAUAAUGAGCAUGCUCAUUUCCAGAAGGCUAAAGAGAGUCUGGAGGCCAAGCACCGUGACAAAAUGUCCCAGGUGAUGAGGGAGUGGGAGGAGGCUGAGAAGGAAGCCAAGAAUCUUCCCCGUGCUGACAAGAAGGCAGUCAUCCAGCGUUUCCAGGAAAAGGUGGAGGCACUGGAGCAGGAAGCUGCCAGCGAGCGACAGCAGCUUGUAGAGACCCACAUGGCCCGUGUGGAGGCACUGCUCAAUGACCGACGUCGUCUGGCUCUGGAGAGCUAUCUGACAGCUUUGCAGCAGGACCCACCCAAGCCUCGUCAUGUGUUCAGCCUGCUGAAGAAGUAUGUGCGAGCUGAGCAGAAGGAUCGCCAGCACACCCUCAAACACUUCGAGCAUGUCCGCAUGGUGGAUCCGAAGAAAGCGGCUCAGAUCCGGCCCCAGGUUCUGACCCACCUGCGUGUCAUCGAGGAGCGCAUGAACCAGUCUCUUGGUCUCCUUUACAAGGUUCCUGGUGUGGCGGACGACAUCCAGGACCAAGUCGAGCUACUGCAGAGGGAGCAGGCGGAGAUGGCGCAGCAGCUGGCCAACCUGCAGACCGACGUGAGGGUCAGCUAUGGCAACGAUGCCCUUAUGCCCAACCAGGAGCUCGGAGACGGACAGAGAGACUUCCUGACCCAAGAGGAAACCUUGGGGAUGGGUGGAGUGGGCUUCGUCCAUCCUGAGAGCUUCAACCAGGCUAACACCGACAACCAGGUUGAACCAGUCGACUCUCGUCCCAGUUUUGAUCGCGGUGUUCCAACAAGACCAGUGAAUGGGGUGAAGAUGGAAGCACUUCCCGAGCUGAGGAUGGAGACGGAGGACAGACAAAGCACAGAGUACGAGGUCCACCACCAGAAACUGGUCUUUUUCGCCGAUGAUGUGGGCUCCAACAAGGGGGCCAUUAUUGGCCUGAUGGUUGGCGGGGUCGUCAUAGCGACCGUGAUCGUCAUCACCCUGGUGAUGCUGAGGAAGAAGCAGUACACCUCCAUCCACCACGGAGUCAUUGAGGUGGACGCUGCUGUCACCCCUGAGGAGCGCCACCUGUCCAAAAUGCAGCAGAACGGCUACGAGAACCCGACCUACAAGUUCUUUGAGCAGAUGAACUGAGGAGAAUGUCAUAUCAACACAAAUGCACACACAACCAUCGACUCCCACGCAUUAAAUCCCCCACCCUCUCCCUCUCCCCCCUUUCUCAGAGUGGCAAAGGACCGUAACAUUUAAGAGGUUUCUUUCAUGUCGGCAUGGGCAGAGGCCAGAGUCAAUUUGCACCAAAUUUGUUCACUUUAUGAGAGCGAGACGCCUUUUUCAAUGAUAGUAAGAUGUUUUUUUCUUUUCUGUAACUCUGUCUGGUCCUGCUGAUAUGUGGAGGAGGGGCAGUCCUGUCCAGACAAGCAAGUAAAAGACAGAUGUGCGCCCUCUUUACCAAUCCAUAAUUUAUCAUUCGCAGUUCUGUCUGAGUUUCGCUGGACGGCUGCCUGGGCUAAAUCGAUAAACACUGUAAUUGAUGGCUUUUGUUUGCAGGAAUUGAACUGGGUUUCAACAAGAGGCGUAACAUGGACAGUUGUGAGUCUUCAUGAAUGUCGCCGUGUUUGUCGCCCGAGGCAAGUUGGCAGUUCUGUAACAGGGGAACAGUAACACAGGUGAAUUUGGUAGAAAGCCCUCAAUACGUUUUUGGAUUGACUGAUGUGGCUUCAGACGGCCUCUCUCUGGGUCACGUGUUGAUUCCAUGUUAUUUUGAAUGGCUGUUUGCCACAGCGUGAGACACGAGCCUUUAACUUAAAACUUCUCUCCCCUUCUCAGACGAAAGGAGCAGAUCUAUCAUUGUUCAUUGUUCUACUACCUAUGAUCCGGUCUGUCCUUGUAGAGUCAACUGUUGCCAAGUGUGUUUUCGUUCCUGUCAGGUUUAUCAGGGAAUUUGUCAAAGUCAUCCAAACCUUAUUUCCUGUUUACGUUUCAAAUCAAAAUCCACUGUGCAUAUCAUGUGGUGACAUAGUUGACACUGGAGUGUACAAAUACCCCCCUGACCUCCCUCCUCCACCUUUCCUUCCUUCCAUCCCCAUUUCUUUGUUCAUACUUACAACAGCUGGACUGUGACGAGUCACACAAGGCUCUCGAGGAUCUCCGGAGACGAUGGUAUCAAUGAAGAUGGUAGUCACUACGUAUUUUGUUUUCUCCAUGGUUUCCCAUUCUGUUUUUUAAAAAAAGAUAGUUGAAAAUAGUACUGAGGUUUAAAAAAAAAAAAAGGUGAUCUGAUGUAAAAUUCUUUUUUAAAUUGCGUGUGAUGUACUUAAGUAAUGCUGAAGUCUUAGCUGUUCUUAUGUAGUGCAUGAAAACAGGAUUGGGGAUUCAAAAAAAAAAGAUCUGAUCGCUGCUGUCGCUCUCUCUCUCUUGAGAUCCUUUCUCACAUAUAGAUUGUCAUUCUAGCAAGAUUGUACAUUUAGUAUCUUCUCGUGACCGCGUGACUUCAAACUGACGAAAAUAUAUAUGAAUCUAGAUGAACGGGGUUCUGCUUUUAUGAUGUACCAUGCACAUUGAAAUGAUGAUUUGAAGAGUCCUCGUGGGCCCUUCUUGUUUUCAAAGUGUGUUCUGUUCAGGGGCUGGUUUUAUCUCGGCCAAACAUAUUGUUUUUAAAAAGGUUGAGGGAUUCUUUAGGUAAAAGAGUUGUAGGUUUGGACUGCCGUGUCUGAAUGGUGGCUACCAGGGCGUCUGUGUCUUGGUUGUAUUGUAAGGAGAAGGCAUCACAGAUGAUUGAGCGACGUGAUACCAAGCGGUCCAACUCUAGUCGGUAUACGUGUUCUAUCAAUAUCGCAUGUUUAACUGGACCAGCUCAGGGCUGUAUCGGAUCUCUGUUCUUAUGGGAUGUGGAAGUGUGUUGUCUCUCUCUCCCCUGCGUGUCAUUUUCUGUCUGGUGUUCUGUCCAGUUGUGAUUUUUUUUUUUUUCUCCCCCGUGAUCAUUUCUACUCUCUGUUCAAAGAAGAUGGGGGAUUAUAAGAGGGUGGGUCGGCAAAGGAGGGUGAGGUGCUGAUGAAAUGACUUGCAGUUCGCAGUGUGUGUGUGUGUAUAUAAUGGAUCUUAAAUCCCUCCUCUCCCAGCGCCGCCCUCCCUCUUACCCCCUCUUCCACAGUCCCUCCUGUAGGCAUGAUGCUCACACCACUGCUGUCGAUUCACCGUGGACUUUCCCCCAAAAUUCUAUCAGUUAUGUGAUGACAGACCGUCAGUCUGCUGUGAGUGUGCAAUGGGCGGCCAACAGAGGGCAGUAAAGUAAAGGAGGAAGCAGGAUUUUCUUUCUUUGAAUUGGUUUUCCACUGUGUAGUAUUGUGCAGGCCAUUUGCAUUGACUUGGAAAAUGCUUUCUACACUCUAUUCCAUGAUAAUAAAAUUUUGAAUGUA
Molecule: messenger RNA, 4751 nt
Organism: Synchiropus splendidus (mandarinfish)
Lineage: Eukaryota; Metazoa; Chordata; Actinopteri; Syngnathiformes; Callionymidae
Gene: appa
Product: amyloid beta (A4) precursor protein a
Exons: 17
Coding region: 106-2469 (787 amino acids)
Biological process (GO): axonogenesis; central nervous system development
Cellular component (GO): cell surface; early endosome; plasma membrane
Molecular function (GO): signaling receptor binding; signaling receptor activator activity; transition metal ion binding
Source: RefSeq, a predicted model, not a curated record